AUGGUCCGCCCCUAUAUGCCAACCCCCAAAAUCAUCCACCUCAGCAUGGACUUCUUCCCACCCCCCACCGGCCGCAUCCACUGCCUCGAGGGCUUCCUCGCCCACAUCCCCGUGGGUAUCGACAUGCGCGGGCCCAAGUCCCCCCAGACACUACGCUGCUUCUUCAGCGAAACUACGUCCCACAGUAUGAUCACUGUCAAGGCCUCUCGUAAGCUUCCGAAAAGAUUCGUAUGGGAGGGCCGUAUCGUGGAGGUUGAUUCCGGGUUCGUCUAUAGGGGUGAACGGCUCUAUUUCUUCACCUCUGCGCUGGGAGAUGCGUUGGAGGAGGAUAGGGAUAAGAGGAAUCCCUGCACGCCGCAGCUGGUGGCUCAUGGGUUGAUGGAUGUCCACUUCAUGGUGGAAAAUGAGAAGGAGGUGGAGGAGAAGGCGCCGGGGGAGCAGAAGAGUUAUCACUAUUUUCACAUGCCGGAUGUAGUCUUAGUGACGGAGUUCUUUAGCCCUGGGUCGGAGCCUUCAAUUAUCACGCCGGCUGAGAAGAAAAGGAUGGACGAGAAGGAAAGGGAUGGCAAGAAAGAAAAGACGGAGGUAGUCGAGGGGGGAGAAAAAGAUGAGGGUAACGGAGAAAUAUUAGAGGGAAAGGAAGGGGAAAUAAACGGAAAUGGAGAAGAAAAGGGAAAGGGAAAAGAAACAAACGGUGAACCAGAGAAAAGAGAAGUAGAUCCAGACCGCGAGGGUUUCGAACUUUGCCUAGGACAGGAUUUCUUUCAAAUGUAUCCUCAUCUUAUGUUCAGCAUUGUAGCCACUCCAGCCCUCGAACAACGGAUUUCACCUAUUCAUUUUGGACAAUCUACAACACAGCUUACCUACGAAGGGGAGGCGUUAUCUAUCUGCGCGGUUGGAACCUGUGUCGGUAGAGAUGUGGGUGGUAAGCUCACUUUGGAGAAUGGCUUUGCGGUUCAUUUUGCUCCUCAAUCCGUAUAUAAUACUUACUACUGCCUACCUAAGUUGAGGCAACAAAGGAUGAAGGCACCAAAGGAAGUUGAUCCAAAGUUAACGUUGGUGGCUCCAACUCUGGUACGAGCCUGCCUUGCCAGUCUCAUUCUAGCAUUCGAGCUCGCCAUAUCUCUGCGUCGUUUGAAUUUAUCCCACAAGUUCAAUGGAGUGGUCAUUUAUCAUAAUACUGACUAUUUCGACGAGAAAAGAAGAAAAGAAAGGGCUUAUUAUCAAGCAAGAGGAAUUCCAUACCCCAAUAUGGACUUGAUAUAUAGAUUAAAUCAUCUUCGGGGCAUUGCUAAUGACAGGAAAAGAGGCAAUUUAGGCAGAGUGAGGUUGGUGAGGGGUGAUGAAAAGCAAUUGGAAGCUGCCAUGAGCCUUGCGACCUUGGGCACUUAUAUGGUGCCUUUUAAAGCCGGCCCGGGGUCGUUUGAAGAAUCAAGAAUGGCUGUAGGCACCGAGCAUCCCGUUAACAUCGGGGAAUGGGGAAUUGAUUCAGAUGACCCGGGCCUGGAUCCAGAAAAGUACUUUAUAUCAGUCGAAAGACCUAAAGAGAAUCUCCAGGAUGAUUCAUUGGAGGCGCCUGGGCCUACACUUGAAAGAAGUGAAGACGGAACCUUCAGCAUACCGGAAAGUAUGAUUGUGAAGAGGUCUCCGAUGUUCUUGAAUUUCGGUAACAGCACCACAUAUGUUGUUAGAGGAAAACCGAUUGCCUACACUGAGAGGCAGCUAUUUGUGAUAGACCGGGAUAUCGAUAUCGCUGCUAGUACACUAAGCGUACGUACAAAUGUCCUUUCAAGAUGA
Messenger RNA from Morchella importuna, 1797 nucleotides. RefSeq lists its product as uncharacterized. Bases 1 to 1797 code for a protein of 598 amino acids. The record is from RefSeq and is a predicted model, not a curated record. The transcript has a single exon. Lineage: Eukaryota; Fungi; Ascomycota; Pezizomycetes; Pezizales; Morchellaceae.